Molecule: messenger RNA, 2640 nt
Organism: Cebus imitator (Panamanian white-faced capuchin)
Lineage: Eukaryota; Metazoa; Chordata; Mammalia; Primates; Cebidae
Gene: SPOCK1
Product: SPARC (osteonectin), cwcv and kazal like domains proteoglycan 1
Exons: 12
Coding region: 160-1473 (437 amino acids)
Molecular function (GO): calcium ion binding; protein binding
Source: RefSeq, a predicted model, not a curated record
GCGAGCGGAGCAGAGCGCUGCGGGCUCACAAAGCGGCCGGACGCGCGGCGGCGGCGGGUGGCAGGAGUGCAGGGACGCGAGCCGGCGAUCAGCCUUCCCGGCGACGGUGCCGCGGGAGCUCGAGCAGCUCGGACGCGGGGACCCGGGCCGGCCCCCAAGAUGCCUGCGAUCGUGGUGUUGGCGGCGGCCGCCGCGGCGUGGUGCUUCCUUCAAGUCGAGAGCCGGCACCUGGACGCGGGCCCCAACCACGGCAAUUUCCUAGACAAUGACCAGUGGCUGAGCACCGUCUCCCAGUACGACCGGGACAAGUACUGGAACCGCUUUCGAGACGAAGUUGAGGAUGAUUAUUUCAGAAACUGGAAUCCCAACAAGCCCUUUGACCAAGCCCUGGACCCAUCCAAGGACCCCUGCCUGAAGGUGAAAUGCAGCCCUCACAAAGUGUGUGUGACCCAGGACUACCAGACUGCCCUGUGUGUCAGCCGCAAGCACCUGCUCCCCAGGCAAAAGAAGGGGAACGUGGCCCAUAAACACUGGGUUGGACCUUCGAACCUGGUCAAAUGCAAGCCCUGUCCCGUGGCACAGUCAUCCAUGGUCUGCGGCUCAGACGGCCACUCCUACACAUCCAAGUGCAAAUUGGAGUUCCAUGCUUGUUCUACUGGCAAAAGCCUCGCCACCCUCUGUGAUGGACCCUGUCCCUGUCUCCCGGAGCCUGAGCCACCAAAGCACAAGGCGGAAAAGAAUGCCUGCACAGACAAGGAGUUGCGGAACCUUGCUUCCCGGCUGAAGGAUUGGUUUGGAGCUCUUCACGAGGAUGCAAACAGAGUCAUCAAGCCUACCAGCUCCAACACAGCCCAAGGCAGGUUUGACACCAGCAUCCUACCCAUCUGCAAGGACUCCCUGGGCUGGAUGUUCAACAAGUUGGACAUGAACUAUGACCUCCUGCUUGACCAUUCAGAGAUCAAUGCCAUCUACCUGGAUAAGUACGAACCCUGUAUCAAGCCUCUGUUCAACUCUUGUGACUCCUUCAAGGAUGGCAAGCUCUCUAACAAUGAGUGGUGCUACUGCUUCCAGAAGCCUGGAGGUCUCCCUUGCCAGAAUGAAAUGAACAGAAUUCAGAAGCUGAGCAAGGGGAAAAGCCUGCUGGGGGCCUUCAUACCUCGGUGUAAUGAGGAGGGCUAUUACAAAGCCACACAGUGCCAUGGCAGCACGGGGCAGUGCUGGUGUGUGGACAAAUAUGGGAAUGAGUUGGCUGGCUCCAGGAAACAGGGUGCUGUAAGCUGUGAAGAGGAGCAGGAAACCUCAGGGGAUUUUGGCAGUGGUGGCUCUGUGGUCCUGCUGGAUGACCUAGAAGAUGAGCGGGAGCUGGGACCAAAGGACAAAGUGGGGAAGCUGAGGGUGCACACCCGAGCCGUGACAGAGGAUGAUGAGGACGAGGACGACGACAAAGAGGAUGAGGUCGGGUACAUAUGGUAGUGCCCGCAAGAAAGAGGACACAAGUUUUGCACAAAAUUGCAAGUCAAAUCCUAUUCUUGCAUUUGUAUCUGAGACUCCAAGGCACCAAGGUCUCUUCUCCAUUGUUCCUCUCUAUACCCGACCUAAGGUUUGGAAGACAACUGCUUGUUCCCAGAGGAUUCUGAUUUUUGCAUAUGUUUGUAUGGGAGAAAGAGUGUUGCGUUUUGUUGCUGUUUAUUUUUUGGAUAGGGAAAUGGCCGAUUAACUAGAGCCUCCUUCCCUCCUGUGAGAUUUUUCCAACAAGCAUGUGAUUUAUGUGGAAUUCUGACAGUGCAGGGAGCCCCCACCCUCUUAAACGUCAAAGACCCUUUUGGUUACCCACACUGGUGGUUAUUACAGCAUGGUUCCCAGCCUUACAGUGUCUAAGUGCUUUUCUUGUGUCCUGUAGAUGUUGUGAAAAAGAAAAAAAAAAACACACACACACACACACAUACCACACUGUACAUUUCCCCCCUGCCACUUAUUACUCCUCGUGUUUAUUAUUAAAAAUUUGUUUUUUCACAUCAUUCUAUCUGGCUUCCUAUAAACAACAGCCUUAAUUCAGUUAAGACUCCCUUUGGGGAAUUCAUUUUAUAAAAAAUCAGUGUCUGGAUACUUCUCUGUACAUGCAUAAAUACGCAUGCAUGUAUAGAAAGACUGUGUGUGUUCUUUGCACACACACACAUACCUCUCAGAAAAAGUGUUUGACUAUCUUAAAAAUUCACCUGAGAAACAAUUAUAAAUUUGUCAGCUUGUCCAGACUGGAACGAAAUUUCUAGAAUAAGAAAUUUGUAUCAAAGUCCUUUUUUGCACUAACGGUUGGCACUUGUAGCCUGCAGGCUGAGGAGGUCUCUUCUGUGUGCAUCAGCAGUUACUGAAAGCCUCUGAUUGAGAAAAAACCUCCGUCUGCCUAAAUCACUUUUCUCACAGAAGCCAUGUGACUCCCACACAACAUGGGCCGCUUCACAAGCCAUCAUCUCUUUCAUUUCUGCUCCAAGCGCCCUUGGCUGCAGCCGUCCUGUCUGCCACAGGUUCCUUCCUUCCUUACCUACUCAAGGGCUUUUUCUAAGGCAUGCACACAUAUCCCCUGUUCUCUGAGAGGAGAGUACCAUGGUGUUCCUUAAGAGAAGAAAAUUUCUAAUUCUGAAC